This is a messenger RNA of Oncorhynchus kisutch (coho salmon), 5936 nucleotides long. It is a transcript of the gene kdm7ab, whose product is annotated as lysine (K)-specific demethylase 7Ab. Lineage: Eukaryota; Metazoa; Chordata; Actinopteri; Salmoniformes; Salmonidae. Bases 431 to 2971 code for a protein of 846 amino acids. The record is from RefSeq and is a predicted model, not a curated record. The transcript is spliced from 20 exons.
UAACCGAGUUUUCUAACCUUUCAAACUUGGGUUAGUGCUAGCUGACUCGCAGCUGAGUCUGGACUGUGCUGUUGUGAUCAUUUCCACCUGCCUGUUCCACCUUCCUUCGAUCGCCGGCUUGUUGAAUGUUUCCCUCAUCUCCUGUGCCCUCUGCCGCAUCUGGACUAUUGUCUCUGGAAUCGAUCUACAUUGGAUUUUCCUCGCUAGAUCUCUUGGAUUACCCUCACAGAGACUUUCCCUCUGCCUGGUGAAAUGGCCUCUAACUCUGAAGCACCUCUCUUCCUGGCUCUCGCAUUAGUAACUCAGCCACUCUUUUAACAUCUGAUGGGACCCAGCUGUCAAUCUCUGUGUCCAAGUGGAAGAGCACCAUGCCGUGGACAUCGAUGUUUACCACUGUCCCAAAUGUGAUGUCCAACACGGACCCUCCUUGAUGAAAAAACGUAACAACUGGCACCGGCAUGACUACACAGAGCCUGACGAUGGCAGCAGGCCGGUGCAAGCAGGGACCUCUGUGUUUGUACGAGAGCUGCAGAACAGGACCUUUCCCAGUGCGGAUGAAAUCAUGGUGCAGAUGCAGGGCCAUCAGGUAACACAGAAGUACCUGGAGAAGCAGGGCUUCCGCUACCCCAUCACCGUUCCCAAACUGGAUGGACUUGGUCUCAAGCUGCCCCCCUCCAGCUUCUCUGUAAGGGAUGUGGAGGAGUACGUUGGUGGUGACAAAAUUGUGGAUGUCAUUGAUGUUGCCAGACAGGCAGACAGCAAAAUGAAGCUUCGAGAGUUCGUCAAGUAUUACUACAAACCUUAUCGGCCAAAGGUGCUGAACGUGAUCAGUCUGGAGUUUUCAGACACCAAGAUGGCAGAGCUGGUGGUGGUGCCUGAUAUCGCUCAGAAGAUGUCCUGGGUUGAGAACUACUGGCCAGAUGACUCCUUCUUCCCCAAGCCUUUUGUCCAGAAGUACUGCCUGAUGGGGGUGAAGGACAGCUACACAGACUUCCACAUAGACUUCGGAGGCACAUCCGUGUGGUACCACGUACUCUGGGGAGAGAAGAUCUUCUACUUGAUCAAGCCGACCCAGGCUAAUCUUGCACUAUACGAGGCGUGGAGUUCCUCCCCCAACCAGAGCGAGGUGUUCUUCGGCGACAAGGUGGACAAGUGCUACAAGUGUGUGGUGCCGCAGGGAACCACUGUCCUCAUCCCGACAGGAUGGAUCCAUGCUGUUCUCACCUCUCAGGACUGCAUGGCGUUCGGAGGGAACUUCCUCCACAAUCUCAACAUAGGCAUGCAGCUCAGGUGUUAUGAGAUGGAGCGGCGGUUGAAGACUCCUGACCUAUUCAAAUUCCCUUACUUUGAGGCCAUCUGCUGGUAUGUGGCAAAGAAUCUACUGGAGACUCUAAAGGAGUUACGAGAGGAUAACUGCCAGCCCCCAGCCUACCUGACAGAAGGAGUGAAAGCCUUGAUUACUGCACUGAAGAACUGGCUGAAGCGAGAGGUCACAGAGCCGGCCAGCGAGGUCCCGGACCAUAUCAGACCCAACCGUCUAAUUAAAGAACUCACAAAGGAAAUCCGCUACCUGGAGGAGGAGCAGCAGAGUGGUGCUGGAGGUAGCAAGCCAAUGAAAUCUCAGGGAAGUGGAGGAUGCCCGCUGACGCGGUCGACUCUGGACCGGGCUAGCCAUCAUGCUCGCAGGACUGCCAGACGGCUACGGCACCACCACCAUCAUCACCACGCGCCCAAGACGCCCUCCAACCUGGAGAUCCUGGAGCUGCACACGCGACAGGUGCUCAAGAGGCUGGAAGUGGGACCCUUUGAGGAGGAUGCCCCGUUCAGCUCCACGGUGACGGCCAAGUUCAACAAGGCAUCUGUGGCAUCUGCUGCAGCUGUGGAGCGGAGCCUGGACAACAACCUACGUCUGGUGAUGUGCCACGGCCGGAUUAUCAGAGAUGAGCGUUGUCACACCAGGGUGAAGAAUAGUCCGGUGUGGGAAGGUGAGAGGACUGGUGGCCACCAGUUGGGAGGAGUCCUGGUGAAAACAGAAAUCAAUGACACCAUGCAGGAACGGCACAGAGACCCAGAGAGAGGGGAGAUACCGAGCUCUCUCAGCAGUGAGUCUAACUGGUCAAGUCACCGGCUGUCAAUCAACGGUUUAGAGUUUUUUGAAAGAGUGAAUUCCGAUCUGAGGAAAGGAACCGCGGUGUACUCCGACAUCUCAGACUCUGAGUCCGAAGGGCGUUGCUCUACACAGAAAAGGGACUCUGGGAAGGAUUCAGGGAGCUCAGAUGAGGAGGAUAAGGAGCUGUGCAGGACGGAGCGAGGCACAGGCAGUGUGACGGACCUGCAGCAGGCCAGCCAGGCCCUCAGCCACCACCACAAACCACUCAAAGGAGAACAUCCUACCUCGCCAACCACAGAAGAGGAGGCUGUUGAGGGCAUGCUGUCCAUGGCAGGGCUGCUGUACCCUCAGCGACCAGAGGAGAGUAGCACUGCCCAGGAGCCCUGGUGGUCCAGCCCAGCCCAUCGCUCCCCUGACCGUGGUGAAAGAGAGCCUGCGUCAGGGGAGGAGAGCCAGGAUUCAGACAGCAACUCCACACUGAGCCUUCAGGAUGAGCGGAGGGCCCAGCAGCAUGUGCGUAAGGAGUGUCGAGCUGAACUCAGCCAGAGGAUCCAGGAGAACAAGAACUUCAUGGACAGUCAGAGCAGUGGGAGUAACAGCAGCGAGGCCUGGGGGGACCAGAGCCCCUCUCGGGCUGCCUCUAGCCCCCUCUGUCUGGACCCCAGCCCAGGGACUGACUAUCAGUACUGUGAGACCACUCUGUCACCCCCCCUGCACCCCUCCAAGAGGUCUGCCCCAAACACCCCACCCAUCAGUAAUCAAGCAACUAAAGGAAAACGUCCUAAGAAAGGUAUGGCCACCACCAAGCAGAGACUGGGGAAGAUUCUCAAGCUGAGCAGGAACAACCACUUUUUGCUAUAGCACUCAAGACCCUUAUGUCUCCAGUAAAAACUUUAAGGAACAACUCGACCCCUGCCCAUAUACUGAGGAUGCGUCUCUUUCAGCUUCGACUCUCACAUUCUAUCAAAAAUCAUCGCUUGGAUGGACUGCCCUGAAUCACUGACUCCACAUGCUAGAUGACAAAGACACGAGCGAGCGCACCGUUUGCCAUGGUGAAGUGAUGGUUCCGCUGUAAAAACAACUGCAUGGAUUCUCAGCAGUGACAUUGGAUUGUAUAUGUUCUAGUCAUCAAAAGAGAGACACAGUAAAUUUGGCUUUGUUUCAGAGUUGAAGCACCGCAACAACACAGGAUUGUCCAAAGAUGCAUGGCAGUGGGCAUUUAAAUUACGUCUUUUGAUACAACAACUUUGCAUCUGAGCCACACGCUUUUGUAUCUGUUUUGGCUGGUGCUUUACCCAAGGCUUGCACUAGCCCUUCCAACCAACACUACUUGUUAUGCCACGACAAGCAAAACAUGUUGUGCUUAAGCCGAGAAUGGCAAGUGAAGAUGCUGCUUUCUGCGACCUGGUUUUCAUCCCCUCUUUGGGAGAUUGUCUUGUGUUAGUCUGACUGAAGAGCAAGAAUGGUGCUAUGGUGUUGGAACAAAUUUGAAAUGGUGCUAUAGUGUAUAUUCAUGCUAUCCUUUUUGCCUAGCCUCCUGUCACGAUCACAACAGUGAUUGCAUUUGAGAGAGGGGGGAGAUAUUUUGAUGCAGCACUCUAGUCACCUUGCCUUAUCAGCCUCCCAGUAUGUAAAAAGCUAUCUAUGAAUCCUAAUGCAUUAAGCCAUUCCAAAAAAUACCUCUCCCACCACAUUAAGAGUACUGCUUCUGUUUACUAAAAUAGUUACGAGCCUUAUUGCUCUAUAGUUGAUCACGCUAUAGUUGAUCAUAUCAAAUGUGUUCCUUUGGUGCCAUCUAUUGGUCAAAUUAGGGCAGGAGCUUGAGAGUGCUGUUAUUAUUAAAUGUUUCUGAAACUGCAAAAAGCUUUUAUAUAAAGUAAAAAAUGUACAGAAUUUAUUUACAGAAAAUAAGUUAUCCAUAAUUUAUUUCACUUUCUCUUUUGGUGUUUAUUGUUCUGUUUCUUUUGCUGGUAUUGAAUUCUGUAUUGAGGGGGGGGGGGAGUUAAUGACUAUGACAAUCCUGUUACGAUGGAUAGUGUAACGGAUGUGGGAUUUUCUUCCCUAAGAGGUUGUAUACUUUGCCUCUUACAUUUGUAUGGGUGGAUUUCAGCAAAAAUUUACAAAAGAUUAUACACAUUUCCUAUCUUCUACUUGGGCUAAGUAUGAUACUUUGAUUAAAAAAGAUUGGUCAAGAAUAUUUGGCUGUUUGUAUGAAAUUGAAAGAAUAUUUAUUUUUUUAUAAAUGUGUCAAAGGAAAAAUCCACUCAACUGUAUUUUGGCUCUUUUUUUUUUCAUUAGUCCACUGUUGAUACCGUCUCAAAAUGUUUUGCAUGUCAGCAGUCAAGUUUUCAAGAUAGGAUUUUCAAGAAGCAAAGUGUCACUUGCCGCAUCAAGUGACACUUUGCUUCAUAAAAUCCUACCUUGAAAACUUGACUGCUGACAUGCAAAACAUUUUGGGACGGUAUCAACAGUGGACUAAUUUUAAAAAAGAGUGGAUUUUUUUCUUUAAGUGACAGAAGUUUGCUAUUAGUAUGGUAUGUAAUUAAGUCUACUGAUCCAGUUAUUGUUAAAGGGUAUGCUUAUUUUCCCUGUCACUAUAUAUAUAUAUAUAUAUAUAUAUAUAUAUAUAUAUAUAUAUCCUCAUAUUGGCUUGAAAGACCUCAGGUUGGAUUUUGAAUUGGUCUUUUUUUUGGUGAUAAUGCCAAAAAUGUGAGCACCAUGAAUGGCUUGAAAGACCUCUUACAUUUGUAGUGAGAGAUUGCUCCAGUUUGUGUCUUUCUCAGGGACCCAUGCUCUUGACUUAAGAAACGUUUGUUUUGAUAAGCAACAUGAAAUGACACAUCAUUGUGGACACAUUUUCUGAUCAUUGAUCUAUUCACUUUUUUUUAUGUGUAGUUGGUAUUACAAGUGUCACUAAGAACCCUUUUAGUUGUACCCUUGAGUCCUUUUUUAUAGAAAUGGAAUUAUGUAGCCUGUCUCCAACUUUCAUUCCAAAAUUGUUUGUUUUUUCAUGUUAAUUGUUGUCACUUCAAACCGUGAAUGGUGGACAAAGUUACGACUGCUCAGGGCUGUUUGAUGGUGACCGUUUCUAGACUAAGAACUUCAAAUAUUUAGGUCGACCCAAAGGACGCAAUCUCUUUUGAAUAUAAAAACAUUUAUUUAAUUUGGCACAGAGCAUGCCAACAGAGGGGACCCCAAGUAAAAUUAAGCCAUCACUAAAUCUUCACUAUUCUCGUGUGCUACCUGGCAAGACAUAUUGCACUAACUUCCAGGUUUAAGCAUGUCAAAUAGCUUUAAGUACCACCCACCCAGAACGGAGUUCCCAUCUUUGACUGACUUAUUCUACACCCUCAUGUUAAUUGUGCUGCGCUCCUGUCUAGCUAUUUAGCAUUUUGCGGUUGCCUAUAGAUGCUGUAGAGAUUCAAUCAGAGAAACUUGACUUCUCCUACUCCCAGCCCUUGUAAAUAACAACAAAGCUUCUUAGAAGCAAAGCUCAUAAGUUGCUUUCCAGUUACUCAACUGUUUCACUUUUCAGCAUCCAACAUGUUUGAUCGUGCAUGGCAUUACUGGCCUGCUGGCAGGGUCCUAUUAUCCAGUAGGCUACUAUUAAUUGUACAGUAUUUAUUUGACUGCAUUUUAGAUCAGUUUUACAUUUGUGUGAUCUGUUGGUCAUGGUAUGUCUUUCUAUUCUGCAGAUUGCUUGUUUCAACGGCUAUAGGUUGUGAUCUUUCAAAACGAAAUAAGCUUAAGUCUUUUGACACUGUAAUCUUUGAAUGUUUAUUUCUGUAUCCCAAUGUGGCCUGUAAAUAAAAUAUUUUUAAGCAAU